AACGCUCCGCCCCGCCCCCUGGUUGGCCGCGGGCGCCUGCCCCCAGCAUGGCCUGGCGAGGCUGGCCUGCGCGUUGGCUGUGGGUCGCCGGCUGCGGGCUGCUGCUCCUCGUCCUUGUCCUGCUCGUGAGCCCCCGCAGCUGCCGAGCGCGGCGAUCCCUCCGUGGCCUGCUCAUGGCGCGCAGUAAGCGGCUGCUCUUCCGAAUCGGGUACAGCCUGUACACCCGCACGUGGCUCGGGUACCUCUUCUACCGCCAGCAGCUGCGCAGGGCUCGGAAUCGCUACCCCAAGGGCCACUCCAGAACCCAGCCUCGCCUCUUCAACGGAGUGAAGGUGCUUCCCAUCCCCGUCCUCUCAGACAACUACAGCUACCUCGUCAUUGACACCCAGGCCCGGCUGGCUGUGGCUGUGGACCCCUCAGACCCUCAGGCUGUACAGGCUUCCAUUGAAAAGGAGGGCGUUACAUUGGUGGCCAUUCUCUGCACCCACAAGCACUGGGACCACAGUGGAGGGAACCGUGACCUCAGCAGGCGGCACCAGGACUGUCGGGUAUACGGGAGCCCGCAGGACGGUAUCCCCUACCUCACCCAUCCCUUGUGUCAUCAAGACGUGGUUAGUGUGGGUCGACUUCAGAUCCGGGCCCUGGCAACCCCUGGCCACACGCAAGGCCACCUGGUCUACCUGCUGGAUGGAGAGCCCUACAGGGGUCCCUCCUGCCUCUUUUCAGGGGACCUGCUCUUCCUCUCUGGCUGUGGACGGACCUUUGAAGGCACCGCAGAAACCAUGCUGAGCUCACUGGACACUGUGCUGGGGCUGGAGGACGACACUCUGCUGUGGCCUGGUCACGAGUACGCAGAGGAGAACCUGGGCUUCGCAGGUGUGGUGGAGCCCGAGAACCCGGCCCGGGAGAGGAAGAUGCAGUGGGUGCAGAGACAGCGCAUGGAGCGCAGGAGCACGUGCCCGUCCACACUGGGAGAGGAGCGCUCCUACAACCCCUUCCUGAGGACCCACUGCCUGGCGCUGCAGGAGGCUCUGGGGCCAGGGCCAGGCCCCACUGAGGACGAUGGCUCCUCCCGGGCCCAGCUCCUGGAGAAGCUCCGCCAGCUGAAGGACACGCACAAGAGCAAGUGACAGCCCCUGCCCCCAAGCCUACCCCCUGUAGUGGGGAGGCCACCUGUCACCCGUACCACACCACCCCUCCCAUCACUACCACCACCGCCUCCAUCCGUGCCCAUGGUGGGCAUCAUUCCCUGAUGCUCUCCAGGGGAGAGGAGGGAGAGGAGGGACAAAGUGACAAGACCAUGAGACCAGGAAGAAGGGGGCUGGUCAAAGGCUUGGUGACUCCAUGGGUGAGGCUGAAUUAUCAAGGGUGACAGUCAAGGAGGGGCCUCGGGACAUCUGCAGACCUAACUGGCAGGGUGCCCUCCUCCCUUCCCCUGCUCCUGCGAUGGCAGUGAGAACAUGGAGGCUGCUGUUAGCCCCUCUGUCAGGAGGCCUGCCUUUCUCUGCAGCCCCUGACCCCAGAGCAGCAGGAGCCGUGAACAGGCUGAGUCCAUCUUCCCCCUCCUCCCAUCCCUGAGUGGGAAAGAAGCUCAGUCCCCAGAGUGGCCUGAGGUGCAGUGCCUUGGAAAACUGGUCUCAGAGGGGCAGCUGGGCUCUGGGUCACUGAGACACUGCCCCUCCCUGCCCCCACCACCGUGCUCCCAUGAAGGCACUUUCCAAACAGACACAUUUCUGAGAAAGAAGGAAGGGCCGGAAGAGUGGCUGUCUGAAAGAUCCCUGAGUCAGUGACUCUCCUGCAGCCUGGACCAAGGAGGCUCCUGCUUGGCUAGGAGACCUUAACCUCCAGCUGAGGAGACCCUGAAGGCUGAGACUGCAGCCUGAGUCUCUAGGUCGCACACGCUCCCUACACAGCGGGCCUGGUCCUGCCCGCGGGCCUCUGCCCCUGUGGUUUUGUCACUGUGGCCCUUAUUCUUAGGAACUGUUGCCUUCCUUAGCUAACUCAUCUUUUACUUAUGAAGACAUCCAUCUGGCCCCUUGUAGUUUGCCAAGAACAUUCCAUGUCAUUUCUCAUUCGGUCCUUGGCCCCAUCCUGGCUGGGGGCAGGGGGUCUGUGCAGUCACCAGAAGUCUGGAAGCGGAGAGCUCUCACCUGAGUGGCAGCUCCCACGACCCCAGGCCGGGGCCCUUCCCUCAGCUCAGCUUCCGCUCUGGUCUCGGGUCCAGGUCCCUUGGGGCCACAGUGAGGACCCCUGUGGUCCUCAAGCAGGCAUACCUCGGGUCAGCCAGGAGUCCUCUCUUCCCCUGGCUCUGCUCACCUCUGGGGGGCCCUGGAGAGGCCAUCUGCCCUCGUUUCCUCCUCAUCAUUCCUGCCUCUUCUGCCUCCCUCUCCAGCCACAGCCCCUGGUACCAACUCGAGCAAUACCGCCAGAAUAGUUAGAGUUCCCCAGCCUCCAAGACAUGCAGUUUCAUGCCUCUGUGCCUUCGCUCAUGCUGUUUCUUCAGACUGGAAUGCCUUUCCCUGCUCCUCCUGCCUUGUCUGCCUGGCAAACACCUAUUCAUCUCUCACAAUCCCCCUCAAAGGCCCCUUCCUCCAGGAAGACAACCCCCGUAUCCCUUCCCUUCCAGGCUACCUCUGCUCUUUGUAAAUGCUUCUCUCUGGCACUUACCACACUGUAUUUUACUUGUUUACAUGUUGUCUCCCCUUCUAGACUGUGAACCCUUCAGGGCAUGGACUGUAUCUUAUGCAUCUCUGUAUUUCUGCGCCUAGCACGGUGCCUGGCACACAGUAGGCGCUCAAUAAAUGUUGAAUGAAUGAAUGAUCUAA
Molecule: messenger RNA, 2825 nt
Organism: Manis pentadactyla (Chinese pangolin)
Lineage: Eukaryota; Metazoa; Chordata; Mammalia; Pholidota; Manidae
Gene: PNKD
Product: PNKD metallo-beta-lactamase domain containing
Exons: 9
Coding region: 48-1130 (360 amino acids)
Cellular component (GO): mitochondrion
Molecular function (GO): hydroxyacylglutathione hydrolase activity
Source: RefSeq, a predicted model, not a curated record